Galeopterus variegatus (Sunda flying lemur) is the source of this 7277-nucleotide messenger RNA. It is a transcript of the gene RNF216, whose product is annotated as ring finger protein 216. NCBI's taxonomy places the organism in Eukaryota, Metazoa, Chordata, Mammalia, Dermoptera, Cynocephalidae. Gene Ontology annotation, molecular function: zinc ion binding. The transcript is spliced from 19 exons. The record is from RefSeq and is a predicted model, not a curated record. The coding region runs from base 1605 to 4403 and encodes 932 amino acids.
CGGCGGCGACUGAGCUGUUUGCUGCAGCUCCUGUGCGUAAACGCCGCGGCUGAGCCCGCCUCGUCAGCCGGCGAGUUGAGUGGCGAGAGGGGGUGUGUUUCCGCGAAAGUUGGUGACUGACGCUUGGCACUGUGAGGACACAGCGCGAAUGUAAGAACCCUUCUGCAGCGCGGAGAGUGCUAGCCCAGCUGAUGUUCCUGCAGCACCUCGCAUUUGCUUGGGCGCUGUGCAGGGAACGAGGCCGAUGUGCCCACCUGUGCGGUGACCCUUGUACUGGGUUGACCGACGAUCUGAAACUUCGGGAAACUUCAGGCCUGUAACUCACCUUACUGAGUGCCUACAGUUGCAGUUCUAGGGCCAGGGUUCCCAUAGACAUCCUCCAGGGGCCCUGUAAAUCACUUCUACGUUGUCAUAAGUGCCUUGUUAGCAGUCGUCCUGGGUACUUUGAUCGUGCUGGGAGAAAGGACGACCCGGAGGAUUUUAUGACACAUCUCAGUUUAAUAAGUUUGUCUGAUAAGACAGCUAAGAAAUGGCCUGCCUUUGGCUUUGGGUUUUGUAUCCAUAAUUUAUUGUGGCUGGGGGUUAGGGAGUGGUGGUGAAUUUGAGGAAAUGGCUGGUGAGCCCUGGGGCCAGAAUUUGGACCCCGCUGUAAAAACCUCGUUAGAGGCCUUAGGUUUUUAUCCUGAACGCUAGCAGCAGCUAAUAAAAGAAUCCUUGAAGCCCCUGUGGAGAAAUCUAAUAAAGUUGAGAUAUGAGUCAGGGAGACUGAAAAUUUAUGAAAUAGGAUAGUUGAGAGAGUCUGUGUUUGCAAAAUACAGUAUGAACGACUAUGCAAUGUGUUUACUAUACCCUGGGUCUUUAUAGACAUCAUAACUAACUCACAUCUGACGGUGUCAUCAUUUUAUCUACACUGUUGUUAAUACUAAUAGAACAAAACGCAUGAUGUUAACUACGUGCUAGCAUUUUCCAUAUAUUAACUCUUUUAAUGCUCUGAAUUAUGUUACUUAUUAUGUUACUUAUUUUAAAAGAGAAGAAACUGAGGUGCUGAAAAGUGGCUUACCUGGGCACAAAGCUUGUAAGUGUCAGAGCUAGGACUUGAACUUAGUUUGGUUUCAGAAUUCAUGCCCCUAAUUAUCCUGCUAUACCUGUGAAUGCUACUUAUUCAGAAAGUACUUCUGGAGCAUCUACUUUGUGCCUGACAGCAUGCUAUGUACUGGGACCAUGAGAGUGAAUAAGAUGCAUUGUCCUGCCUUCGUGGAACUUAAGUUUUAGCAGAGGAGACCAAUAUUAAACAUUGUUUCCUAAGUGUGGUAAGUACUUUGAAGAAGUGGGGGAUGUCGUGUGAAUGAAUGUGGGAUGGAGGGAUAUAUAGGGGAUAGUCAGGAAAAGUUUUGCUCUGCAGGAGUGAAGAUUAAUGGAGUUAAUUUGGUCCAAGAGAGGUAAUAAAGAAGAGUAAUCCAGCUAGAGAGAAGAACCUGAAGUGGAAGGAAGGAGCCUGGCCUGUUUAAGGAACUGAGCCAUUGUCACUACAGAAUGGGAGUGAAGGGAAGAGGUAUGAGACACUUUAGCACAGAUGGUGACCAUGUUUAGAUAUUAGCAAUCGCAUGUGUGUGUGUUUGCAUUUGAAAAUGGCAGAGGGAAACAACAGUGAAGAGGUAAUUCAUUUGAACAACUUUCACUGCCACCGGGGACAAGACUGGAUCAAUCUCAGAGAUGGGCCCAUCACCAUAUCUGACUCCUCUGAUGAGGAAGGGAUUCCCAUGCUGGUCACCCCGGCUCCUCAGCAACAUGUAGAAGAGGACCUGGAUGAUGAUGUCAUCCUGACAGAAACAAAUAAACCUCAGACAUCACGGCCCAAUCUCAUCAAACCAGCUGCCCAGUGGCAAGAUCUGAAAAGGUUGGGAGAAGAAAGGCCUAAAAAGUCUAGAGCAGCUUUUGAAUCAGAUAAGAGCAGCUGUUUUUCAGUUUGUAACAACCCAUUGUUUGAUUCUGGGGCACAGGAUGAUUCCGACGAUGACUACGGUACGUUUCUGGAUCUUGGGCCUCCUGGAUUCUCUGAAUUUACUAAGUCAAGUGGCCAAACAGAAAGAGAACCCAAACCUGGACCAAGUCAUAAUCAAGCAGCAAAUGACAUUGUUAACCCCAGAUCAGAGCAGAAAGUCAUUAUCUUGGAAGAAGGUAGCCUUCUUUUCCCAGAAAAUGACCCUUUGGAAACUCAGAACCAGUCAUCUGAAGACUCAGACACAGAGCUUUUGUCAAAUCUUGGAGAAUCAACUGCUAUAGUAGAUGAUCAGGCCAUUGAAGAGGAUUGCUGGUUAGACCAUCCUUACUUCCAGUCUCUAAUAAAUCAGCAGCCCCGUGAGAUAACAAACCAGGUUGUUCCUCAGGAACGGCAUCCUGAAGCAGACCUGGGCCCAUUGUUGUUUCAGCAUGAACUCCCAGGACCAGCUUUUCCAAGACCAGAACUCCAGCAGGAUGGAAUUCCAGGCCCCGCUUCUCCUCAGCCUGCCCAUCCUCUAGGAGAGCUAGAAGACCAACAGUUAACAACAGACGAUGACGAGCCAGGUCCAGCCUUUCCACUACAAGGAUCUCAGGAGCCCAGUUUGGAAAAUAUUUGGGGACAAGAAGCUGCUGAGAUAGAUCAAGAACUCGUUGCACUAUUAGUGAAAGAAACAGAAGCAAGAUUUCCAGAUGUAGCAAAUGGAUAUAUUGAGGAAAUAAUUCAUUUGAAGAAUUAUUAUGAUUUGAAUGUACUUUGUAAUUUUCUUCUGGAAAAUCCAGAUUAUCCAAAGAGAGAAGAUAGAAUCAUUAUAAACCCCAGUAGCAGCCUGCUGGCCAGCCAAGAUGAGACAAAGUUACCUAAAAUAGAUUUUUUUGACUAUUCUAAAUUGGCUCCUCUUGACCAACGCUGCUUCAUCCAAGCUGCUGACCUACUGAUGGCCGACUUCAAAAUGCUGAGCAGUCAGGACAUCAAGUGGGCCCUGCAUGAGCUUAAAGGACACUAUGCAAUCACCCGAAAGGCCUUUUCUGAUGCCAUUAAAAAAUGGCAGGAGCUGUCGCCAGAAUCCAGUGGAAAAAGGAAGAAGAGAAAAGAAAUGAAUCAGUAUUCUUACAUAGAUUUCAAAUUUGAACAAGGUGACAUAAAAAUAGAAAAGAGGAUGUUCUUUCUGGAAAAUAAGCGGCGACAUUGUAGGUUCUAUGACCGGCGUGCCCUCCUUCCAGCUGUGCAGCAAGAGCAGGAAUUCUAUGAGCAGAAAAUCAAAGAGAUGGCAGAGCAUGAAGACUUUUUGCUUGCCCUGCAGAUGAAUGAAGAACAGUAUCAAAAGGAUGGUCAGCUGAUUGAAUGCCGCUGCUGCUAUGGGGAAUUUCCCUUUGAGGAACUGACACAGUGCACAGAUGCUCAUUUGUUCUGCAAAGAGUGUCUCAUCAGAUAUGCCCAAGAGGCAGUCUUUGGAUCUGGGAAGUCAGAGCUCAGCUGCAUGGAAGGCAGCUGCACAUGUUCAUUCCCAACCAGUGAACUGGAGAAGGUGCUUCCCCAGACCAUCUUGUAUAAAUACUAUGAGCGAAAAGCCGAAGAAGAAGUUGCUGCAGCCUACGCUGAUGAGCUUGUCAGGUGCCCCUCCUGUAGCUUUCCUGCUCUGCUGGACAGUGAUGUGAAGAGGUUCAGUUGUCCUAAUCCUCGCUGCCGAAAGGAAACCUGUAGAAAGUGUCAGGGACUCUGGAAGGAACAUAAUGGCCUCACCUGUGAAGAGCUGGCUGAAAAAGAUGACAUCAAGUACCGAACAUCUAUUGAAGAAAAAAUGACUGCUGCCCGCAUUAGAAAAUGCCAUAAGUGUGGGACUGGCCUCAUCAAGUCUGAAGGCUGCAACCGCAUGUCCUGCCGCUGCGGUGCCCAGAUGUGCUACCUCUGUCGAGUAUCUAUCAACGGGUAUGACCAUUUCUGCCAGCAUCCUCGCUCACCAGGAGCCCCUUGCCAGGAGUGUUCAAGAUGCUCUCUCUGGACGGACCCUACUGAAGAUGAUGAGAAGCUAAUUGAGGAAAUCCAGAAGGAGGCUGAAGAGGAACAAAAAAGAAAGAAUGGAGAAAACACCUGCAAACGCAUCGGUCCCCCGCUGGAGAAGCCCCCUGAGAAGGUACAGAGGAUGGAAGCCCUCCCAAGGCCCGUCCCGCAGAACCUGCACCCGCCGCAGAUGCCACCCUACGCCUUCGUGCACCCGCCUUUCCCCUUGCCGCCCGUGCGGCCCAUGUUUGACAACUUCCCACUCAACAUGGGUCCCAUCCCAGCACCCUACGUACCCCCACUACCGAACGUGCGUGUCAACUAUGAAUUUGGCCCUAUGCACAUGCCCCUGGAGCACAACCUGCCCAUGCACUUUGGCCCCCAGCCGCGGCAUCGCUUCUGACGGCCCAAAGCCCAGCCUACCCCCCAAACCCCCAUUGAGCAGUCUCACACUCAGUGCCUGGUGGGGAGUGUAGGAUAGAGAACCCUCCUCUCCCCCAGGACUGUGGCGCUGCCUGCUAAGUAGGGGUGACGGGUUUGGCUCUCGAGAAUGGGCUGGUAUUCUUCCCACUCCUUUCUUGGGAAGGGCCACUGCUCCUUAAAGAGUAGCCACAGCUGGUGGCCUCUGGGUGCCUGUUACAGGAUUGGUCUGGCUCUUACUGAGCCAGAGAUAAGGGGGCAGUGAAACCUCCUCCUGAAGAGUUCUACCAUUUUAGCGGCCAGCCCAGUGACCCUGGCUACAAGGUAGCCCUGUCUCUGCUUUGUCCCUGCAGAAGGAGAUGAAGAGGAAAUAAUUUACCUCCAUUCCUCUUCCCAUAGCAGACAACAGGAGAAGCUUGUGAGAAUGAAAAACCACAUAGGCCUUCAUUACCGCAGCACAGACAGAACCACAGUCAUGAUGAAAUAGCGAAUAGUGGAGCUUGGAGAGAGCUGACAGUUUUGAACUGCCACCCCCAGCCAAGGCCCUCCAGGAAUGGCCCUUCUGCUCCAUGCCCAUGGUUCAGGGGUCCAGGGCCCCUGCUGUUCCUCUUUGGAGCUGAGCCCUGGGGAAUGAAACAGUCACAGACAUCUCCCUCGAUGCCUAAGUCCAGAGCCCAAUGCCACAAUGAGGACCAUUCAGGGUCUCUCCUCUUCCCUCUUAAGGCCCAUUCAGAUCAGAUGGCAGCCGAGAACCAUCUCAUGGUAUGGGAUUUGUUCUGCCAUUUAUCCACACAAAUGUUUGCUCCUGUUGACUCACUUUGAAUUUGCCCAGCUUUCCAUGGUCUAGAGUUUCUCUUCCUCAGUCUCUAUAAAGUCAAACUGAGAAAUCGGUUCCCCAUGCCAGGCAGCUGCUGAGGGCUGGAUGGUCCUGUAACUUUGGCCAAACAAAAGAUCCUCUUGAGGUGGCUGUCACAGAGGCCUGGUGGCCCUCCCAGGCAGCCCAUUCAUCGGGGGGGACUUCUCUGCCACAAACUGGGUAAUGAACAGCUUUUCCCCUGAAGUUAUUUGGCAGUGGGGGAUAAGGGGGUGAGCUUCCCUAAGGGUACAGAUGACCAGAAUGCCACCUUACUGGGUGCCUGAGGGCAGCUCUUCCCUCCUACAUAUUUUCUCAGUAGUUUUUGGUGAAGGCAGGUAGAGGGUGACAUCCUCGCACCCUGGGGUGUGAGGGCAGCUGCCCUUGCUUGAAGUCAGAUGGAAGUCAGCUCUGGGCAUGUGCACAGAGGCCCUGCCUGGUCUCAUUCACCUUCCUCACCACCUGUCCCGCCUAGGGCUUUAGCCACAUCUGAGGCAUCACUCCAGGCCCAUUUGCCCAGCAGAGGCCUAAAGCCUCAGACUGCUCCACAGGGAGCCAGCCCUGCUGGCAGCAGACGUCACUUUCUCAUUCCGCAUUGGCCUUCCUUGUCCUUGUCUUUAUGUUGCCGUAGGGUUCCAGGGGGUUCAAAGUGCACAUAACUCAGAGAUGGGGGUGCCCCGUGACCUGUGGGGCUGCACUGCAUGUGGUCCCCUUGUGUGGCACUCUGCCCUCCUGCCGCAGGGGCUAGCACCACCCAGUGUGUCCAGGGCUGGCAGGCACCGUCACUCGCUGCCAUUGGUUCUCAGAUGUAUUGCAAGGAUUAAAGUGGGGAAAGGGUCUCCUAAGAUGCCUGUUCUUUCUGCCUUUCCUCAGAAUGGAGGCUUUGAAGACAGGCGGUUGCCUGGGCCAGUUGGGGGCACACGGGGGAGACCCCUGAUGGGCUGCCUGAACUUGGCUACUAGCCUGAAAGAUAGUGCCUUGGAAAGGUGGGCUCCAUGCGGCAGUGACAGUCCUCAACCUUAAAUGCCUAUUCCGUAUGUUUCCCCAGAGAGAAUCUCUAAGAGCAGAGACCAGCAGCAGAUAUCCUAGUGGAUAGGGAGGUGACCUCAAGUGCUGUCCCUCCAAGGCAUCUUGAGCCACCCUGUUGGCCUGUGACCCCAGUUCCAGCUGCCCUGCACCUGGUCGUAUGGCUCCAUUGGGGGCCAAGGCAGGACAUGGGGACUAGAUGCUUCUAGGGCAGCUACAAGGACAGCCCCAGGCAGGUGGCACUGCCACUGCACCUAGCAAGAUGCCGUGGCAUGGAGAGAAGGGAGACUAGAGGAUGUGUCCUUUGAGAUGACUUCUGCUUCUGGCCACACUUGGCUGCUAGGGAGGGAACUGCUGCCUUUCUCCAUUGAAGGUGUCUGGUUCUUAAUGAUCUUCCCAGAGCCGGCCUGCAGACCACGCACAAGGCUACAGACUAGCAUAGUUGCUGUUUCCAGAAGUGGCCGCAAGGGACCACCUCAGCCCUCCAGGCACCUCAGUGUUCCAGGGAUGGGCCUGGACCUUGGGCUCUUCCUGCCUGUACUAAUGAUGGGGUUAGAGAGAGAGGGGCUGGUGGUCCUCUGACCAGUGGCUGCGUAGGUGUCAUCACCAGGAGCCCAGAGGUCAGCCCCUGUCAGGGAACAAGCAGGAUUCCUUGAGGCAGCUGGCACCUUGACCCUCUGGGCCACAGGGCCUGCUCCCCAGGGCAACAGACUGCCCAGUAACAGUCCCGUUUUACUUGCCUUAAAACUGGAGAGAGGAAUCUAGUAUUUGCACUUAGCAAAAGAUUUAAAAACUGAAAGUGUGCAUGACCUGUCACUUUGUAUAAAAAUAGAAAAGAUUAAGUAGUUUAUUAAAUUUUUUUCUUUACCUUCUGGUAGUAAAAAUACAUAAAAUAAUUCUGUCUUGACUACUGUGUGUAAAAAGCCUGUAUCAUAUGUAACUUGGACUUUUUGUAAAUAAAUGUUUGUGCGCUCUGUU